Camellia sinensis is the source of this 1188-nucleotide messenger RNA. RefSeq lists its product as uncharacterized. NCBI's taxonomy places the organism in Eukaryota, Viridiplantae, Streptophyta, Magnoliopsida, Ericales, Theaceae. The record is from RefSeq and is a predicted model, not a curated record.
AUGGCCUGGAGGAUGAAUGUCCGCUUCGAAAAUCACUUGCAAAAAACUUUACCAAAGAGUAUAGAGGAGCUCAUGGCACAGAUCGAGAAGUACGCCAGGGUAGAAGAGGAUACAUCGGGAACGAAGGCACCAAGGCAGGAGAAGAGAAACGGCUCACCAAAGCGAGGUCGAGGUAACACUGGCUUUAACAGGCAGGAAAGAAGGUUGAGGGCUGCACAGGCAAUCACCAUUGUAUUCAGGAUCCCAGUCUACAAAGUUCUAGAAAGGAUCAGGAACCAAUUGUAUUAUAGAGCACUAAUCCCAGGCGAGUUUAUGAGAAGAAGCCUUGGGAAGCAUUGUACGUACCAUAAUGAGGAUGGGUACUUGACUCAAGGAUGUAGGGCUCUGAAGACACAUUUGGAGGAUCUGGUCAGACAGGGUCACCUAAGAGACCUAGUAGAUGAGGCCAGAAUGAGAAAAGAGCAAGCAAGGCUAUCCCAGGCAUCGGCAGCACCACCACUGCCACCGCUACCACCACCGCCACCGCAACAAGCUGAUGGACCUCAGGUGAUCAAUGUGAUUCACUCGAAGGUCAAUAAGAAUGAUGUACGUGGGGAAACUCAUAGAGUAAGACAUCUACAUGUGAACCAGGACCAGCAAAAGAAGCCUAGGACAAAUGAGUACCAGGGGCCAGUGGUUUCUUUUACUGAGGCAGACCUAGAUAUGGUGCAACAUCCGCACAUCGAUGCCCUGGUGAUAACGCUGAAGAUUGGAGAGUGCCAAGUGAGGCGCAUACUAGUUGAUCAAGGUAGUUCUUGUAACAUCAUGUAUGUUAGAUGUUACAAGGAGCUUGGCCUUCACCUAGAUGACCUGGAACAAUCCAACAGUCCGAUGGUGGGAUUCGACGGAACGCCGACGUGGCCUUUAGGAGCUAUGAAUUUGGAGGUGCAGACAGACACUAAGAAGUCCACCUACAAUGUGCGGGAAGCAGAGAUAGAUGAAAUUGAAGACGAGGGCAUGGAGGUCCUAGAUGAUGUCGGCAAAAAACCAGCCCACAAGAGUGAGGAGGCUUUGAAGAAGAUUUUGGUCCAGGAAGAUGAUGGAGAGCGCUUCUUCUUUCUCGGCUCAGGCUUAGCUGAGGAGGAGGAAAGGGAGUUAAGAAGCUUUCUUACAAGCGAACAUAGAAGUGUUUGCCUGGACGCCCUAUGA